This is a messenger RNA of Adineta ricciae, 761 nucleotides long. NCBI's taxonomy places the organism in Eukaryota, Metazoa, Rotifera, Eurotatoria, Adinetida, Adinetidae. The record is from the annotation of a GenBank genome assembly.
UCCCUGUUCUCUCUUGACCGAUGCGCUCAAAAGAAAAGAGAACAGAGAGAACGAAUAUAAAAGGAAAUGUUUGGUUGAAAUAAAGCCAGUCGAAUCACCUUGAAUAAAGUUUGUCGUUACAACUUACAUUGACAGUGACUGUUAUUGAUACGAAUAAUUGCUCUGCAAUUGUUAAUGCUGCUGUUGAUUUAUGGCAAUGUAAUUCUGUUGGUGUUUACUCACACUUCGAAACAAGUGUCGUGAGUACCACAACAUACUUACGAGGCAUACAAUUAACAAAUACAAAUGGACAAGUGACAUUCUAUACCAAUUAUCCUGGAUAUUAUAGUGGACGUGCAACUCAUAUCCAUGUUAAAGUCCGUUUUGGUGGCGAAGAAACCAGUAGUGGUUCAAUCUAUUAUUGGGGUGGACAGACAUCGCAUACCGGACAGAUCUUUUUCAAUGACAGCUAUACAACCUUAGUUCAAGCUGUUACACCCUAUAGUACCAAUCAAGCUUCACGUACGUUGAAUAGUGUUGACCGUGCCUAUACACAACAAGAUGGUGUUGAUUCCUUACUUACAUUAGCAUAUGUGGACGAAGCGACAGGUAUUACUGGUGGAUUGAUAGGAACAAUUACUGUGAAAGUAGAUUCAACUCUAGAUCUUAGCAGCAACAACAGCAACCUCAGCGCCCCAAAAAUCAGGGCCAUCACUAGUAGCACCAGCAGCAGUAACAGUAGAGAUAGUUGUGACGAUACAUCAUACCUUCUCUCAUACUGA